AUGGCGGACAGCAAGCGAGCCAAAUCAAAGGCCGCCGCCACGGCAAGUGAUGCCACCGGUGCCUCCAAGUGGCAAAAGGCCCUCGACCCGACCGCGGAGUGGGAAAAGACGGAGCUGCACGAGGUGGUGUACUGGUUGCGACAAGUGCUGGGCGUGCUGUGUGGUGUGGUGUGGGGCGUCAUCCCCCUGACGGGCUACGUGGGCAACCUUGCGUUUUUGGGGCUGAGCGGUCUUGCUCUGUUCGUGUUCUUCGCCAAGUACCAUCGCACGGUGGACCCCGAGUGGUACUGGCCCCUCACGCAGGAAGGCUACCUCAACUCCUACGCCAUCUUCCUCGUACGUAGCCUUCCCUCGCGCCGCGUCAUGACCUACACGGCUGGAACCAACGCCGCAACCAACCUACACCAGGUGACGUGGAUCAUCGCCUACAACGCCGUGCACUUCUGA
Messenger RNA from Acanthamoeba castellanii str. Neff, 447 nucleotides. Its product is annotated as Rab5interacting protein (Rab5ip). Bases 1 to 447 code for a protein of 148 amino acids. Gene Ontology annotation, biological process: mitochondrial respirasome assembly. The transcript has 3 exons. The record is from RefSeq and is a predicted model, not a curated record. NCBI's taxonomy places the organism in Eukaryota, Discosea, Longamoebia, Acanthamoebidae.